AACCAGAGACACAGGCUAAUAAGAAGAUCUCAUUUUUUUUUCUUAUUUCUUCAUCGUCUUCCCCAAAUUAGGGUUUCCCCUUCUAUCCGGAGUUCGGUUAAUUAAAUUAUGCGAGGCGGUGGCAAGAGAAGAUCAAGCGGCGGUGGUUCCGGGAGAAGCAAAUCCAGAUCUCCCGGACACCGCGCGGCGGGUUCUUCCUCCGGCGGUCGUCGGCGACGUACCAACAACACUCUGUUCGUAGAAGGAGGCGCUCUCGCCGAUUUCCCGAAAGAUCAUUCCUUUUCGACGCCGUCUCGUGGAAGAAGCUCUUCCGGAAAGGGAUCGAAGAAGCCCGGAAGCUCAGAUCGUGCAAAAGCUUCUGCUUCUGGUCUGAGGAGAUGCAGUGGUCAAACCUACGCCUAUCAGUAUCCUUCACGCGAUCAAACGGUUGGAGUUGGAUCGAAUCAGUUACUUCUGGGGAAGACAGAUGGGAACCCGAUCGUUGCGUAUCUUGAUGAUCAGACGCCUUCGAAGGAAGUGGUUAAGGUAAAUUAUGAGUAUGGAUACGAGCCGAGUUUUGUUUUGGGUGGUGAUGAUGACGACUCUCAUAAAGGAUUGGGCUUUGAAUCUGAUGCUGGGCCAAGUGGUAGCCUUUCUGUUUCUAAGGCAUUGGGAGAUGAAGAGACUUGUGAAGAGGGUGGAGAUGAGGCGAUGCCUGAUGUUGUGAAAGUGAAACCGUCGAAGAGGAACUCAGGGUUCAUUUCUAUUGGAGGGAUGAAGCUUUACACUGAAGAUAUAUCUGAUGAUGAAGAGAGUGGUGGAGAAGAAGAGGAAGGAAGCAUUGGGUCUGUAGAGAGUGAGGAGUCAUCUGAUGAGAGUGAAAGCUCGGAGUAUAUGUUUGGAAGUGAUACCGAGAUUGAUGACGCCGUUGCGAAGGAUUACUUGGAAGGUAUUGGUGGCAGUGAGAAUAUGUUGGAUGCUCAUUGGCUGGCAGAAAAGUCACUAGAUCAACUGGAUUUGUCUGACACUUCUGGAAGUGAUUCUUCUGCUGAGAUGAAGACAGGGAAGAAGCUGACUGGUUUUGCUCUACAAAAGGCGUCAAUGGAGUAUGGCAAGAAGAAGUUUACAAGAAGUGGUUCAUCAGGGCAUGGUAAGGCUACAAUGGAUGAUCUUAUGUUUGUGAAAGAUCCAAGAAGUCUUUCGGGGAAGAAGAAUAAGAAGACUAAGUUUCUUCCACAGUCUUGGCCUUCAGGGGCACAAAAGAGCAAGCAUUCUCGUAACUUUCCUGGUGAGAAGAAGAAACAUCGCAAAGAGUAUAUUGCUCUGAAGCGUCGCGAGAGAAUGUUGCAGCGCGGUGUUGAUCUUGCUGAUAUAAACAUUCAGUUAGGGCGUUUCGUUCUUGAAAACGUGGACAUGCACUGUUUCCAGCGUAUGCAUAACCGAGAUUGCUCUCAGGUAAGACGGUUAGCAGAUGUGUACCGCUUAUCAAGUAGCUGCACUGGUUCUGGAAAGAAAAGCUUUGUGACGGUUACUAGAACGUAUCAGACAUGUAUGCCUUCUGCUAGCGAUAAGGUUCGAAUUGAGAAGCUAAUAGGAGCAGGAGAGGAGGAGGAGGAUUUUGCUGUCAGCGGAGGAGGGGUGAAGGUUAAAUCUGGAGGUUUAGAGAGGAAGAAAGCGAAAGACUCAGCCAAAAAGCGGCCUACUAGAGAAGAACGGGAGAGAAACAAAAGCAGCGGGAAGAAGAGUUCAUAUGCUGAGCAACCUGUUUCGUUUGUGUCAAGUGGUAUUAUUGAUUCUGAGAUCGCUGUGGCAAAGACGUCUUUUGAUGUCAAAGAUGCUAAACAAGUGGGUGAAGCUACUCCGGAAGCCUCUAGUGGAGCAGAUAUUGGAGCGUUUGAGGUACACACCAGAGGCUUUGGAUCUAAAAUGAUGGCAAAAAUGGGAUUCAUAGAAGGAGGCGGUCUAGGAAAGGAGGGUAAGGGGAUAGCACAGCCAAUAGAAGCUGUUCAACGUCCGAAAUCACUUGGUUUAGGUCUGGAUUUCUCCAUUGAUACCGAAGAGGCUAGUCCAUCAAGCAAUAACAACGCUAAAAGGAACAGAUCUUCUUCCUCUGGGAAACAAGUCAAACGCGUCUCCCAUGUCAUUGGUGGUGGCUCUGGCUCAGCAAGGAUUAGAGACAAAAGAUUGGGAGCCUUUGAGCAGCACACAACAGGUUUUGGUUCGAGGAUGAUGGCGAGAAUGGGUUUUGUGGAUGGCUCUGGUUUGGGAAGAGAGUCACAAGGCAUAGUCAAUCCGUUGGUCGCUGUGAGACGUCCUAAAGCACGUGGACUAGGCGCUGAAGGCUAAAGAUCGAGUGUUUUAAGUUUUAACAAGACGGUGUUACUUUAAUAAGUUUAUGUUCAUCUUUGAUCUUUCAGCAUGACUACUACUUUAAACUAUGUGGCUUGAGCUUUGUUGAUUAACAAAUCUUUUUUACUUGA
Brassica oleracea var. oleracea is the source of this 2459-nucleotide messenger RNA. RefSeq lists its product as uncharacterized. Gene Ontology annotation, molecular function: nucleic acid binding. The transcript has a single exon. The coding region runs from base 109 to 2325 and encodes 738 amino acids. The record is from RefSeq and is a predicted model, not a curated record. Lineage: Eukaryota; Viridiplantae; Streptophyta; Magnoliopsida; Brassicales; Brassicaceae.